AUGGAUAGACUGGCGAAUGAAUCAUCAAUAUCAUCAGAGCAGAUAAUCAAGCAUCCAGUGGGAAUCAAGGAUAAUGACACUGGUUUGGAUACUUUUGAUGAACCAGCUUCCAAUCAAGUGUUGCCCAGUCGGCACCGAUCAUUCUCCACCCCCAACCUGGUAUCGUCAUUGAAUGGAAUUUUCAGUAGAUCAAGGACAUUGCUGACAUCAUCAAGGAAGGGCAACUUGGAGGAGGAUAAUGAUGGUACUCAUUGCUCAGAGGACUUGAGAAUACGUUCAUUCACCGAAUCACAUCGUAACUUACCGAGUCUGAGCGAGUGCCAAGAUAUACUCAAGAUUGUCAAGAAUGAACAGGAUGAGAACCAGCUCAACUUGAUGGCUCGAUCACCUCCCAGCAACAGUAUAAUAUUGAUAACAAAGGAUAUUUGCGACCAUGAUCAGUACAUAGAAGAUAAAGAUGAUGUCCAAGUCUACACAAUCCAACAAAUGCCUAUCCCAAUUCCUUUGCCAAAGCCUGUGUCAUCCAGACCCAUUCCCCCGCCUCGUACCCUUCUGGCCCUACCAUCAUCUGAGAUUGUUCAAAUCACAUCGAGUCCAGAGUGUUCUCCCCCAGCUCCGUCAUCGACAUCUACUGCCAUCACUUUAGCAUCCAACACUCCCAACCUCAACCUUCAUAACAAACGAUGCAACACCGAUGAGCAUGCAAGAUGCUUUCCAACUUGA
Molecule: messenger RNA, 723 nt
Organism: Acytostelium subglobosum LB1
Lineage: Eukaryota; Evosea; Eumycetozoa; Acytosteliales; Acytosteliaceae
Exons: 2
Coding region: 1-723 (240 amino acids)
Source: RefSeq, a predicted model, not a curated record